CUCUUUGUUGUCACACGCUGCGGUUGUGACAUCAUGACGUGGAACACUAGCAAGGAGCAAGUGGCCACCGACCAGGCCACGGCAACAAGUGAGAGUGGUACAAGAAAGGGACACAACUCGAAGACUUUCGACUCUCCAUUCAAGAUUGAUGCUGGUGUGGAUGCCAAACGUGAUGACCCUGUGUGGCAUUUUGUUGCACGUGGUCGAUACUUGUACCCCGAGACGGCGGUGGGGAGGAAGAGUGGUCGACGAUGUGUCUGCAGAUUGUGCGGGAAAUCCAUUUGUGGGGGCAGUAGAGAAGCAAAGGAACAAUUCUUCAAAAGCAAGGAGUUCAGAUGCCCGGCGGGGACCCCUGCUGUGUAUAAUACCAUAUGGGCAAAGAACAUGGACAAGUGUCCGAAGGACUUUGUUGCCUCGAUCGAGGAGUUGAAGAGGCUCCCUCCUGGCGCUCCGGCAUUCCAGUGGCCGACACUUUUAUUCCCAGAGGACUCGGAGCCUCGUCGGUCGCUUGCUAGUGAGGCAGGGCCGUCUGGCGGUGCAGUUGGUGCACCGGUUCCGGCACCUGUGGCGGGAGGACCGUCGGUCGGUGCAGUCCCACCGCCGGUACUUGUAGGGACCGCGGUGCCGUCGGCAGAGGCAACGAGAUUGCCACCUGCUUCGCUCGAGGGCCACCGUGUCUCUCCGUCGGUUCAAUUGCAUCCUAUGUUCACGACUACUGCGGCCAGAGCAUCGGCUGCAGCAGGAGCUCCUCUUGCGGGUGACCGAGGCACAGCUGCGGCAGCCACGGCUCGGUGGUCUCUACCUCGACCUCCACGUUCAGCUCCAUCUUUGGCAGCGGCUGACUCGCGGGCGCCACAGCGCACAAGCGCGUUUGGCUACCCCGAGGGAUCUCUGCAGCACAUCGAGGUGCUCACCGCGAUCGACAAGUUCCAUGUCAAGGAGAGGCCUUUCGACAAUGACACGAUGGAUAGAGCGAUGAGGAACUAUGAGCACCCGUCCAGUUUUUGGGAGUCGAAGUCGCGCAGGUUUCCACACACCGCAUACUUUGCCAUGAGGAUCCUGCGUGUUUGGACGACAUCGUCGCCCUGUGAGAGAGCUUGGUCCCGUUGGAGUUUCAUCCACUCGAAGACUCGCAACAAGUUGGAGGUUGGAUGGGCUGAAAAGCUCAUGCGGUGCCAUUGGAACCUCCGUCUUCUCGAUCGUCCAUCUUUGACCGAGGACGCUCCUCACGACAAACCUGAUCAAUUCGGGAAGUGGGUUCAUUAUUGGCAGCAUUUGGAGGACGAGUUGCCCACUGACCAGCAACUUGUUGCGGGGAGUGGAGCGAGAUUGGCAGCCACACAGGAGGAGAUGCGUGUGGCGAGGGAGCGGAUGCGCAGUGUUUCUCGCAUGGGCACCGAGCGCCGCCUUGUCCAAUCGGACAAGAGACGACGUGGACGUGUUCGGGGUCGUGGCGGGYGUGGUGGGCGUGGGGGGCKUUSUSGUCGUGGACGAGGUGGGCRUGGGGGACGCGGACRUGGAUCAGCGGGCGGGAUAUGUCCUCGUAGUGCGCARCCUGGGCUGCGUGAUGAGGCGAUGGUCGACCUUAUUCGUUUCCCUCGACAGCAUUGGGACGAGGGUGAUUUUUUGUAUCACAGCUCCGAUAGCGACGACGAGGAUUUCUUCUGUACCGCCAUGCCGCGAGGCGGAGACAACGACGGCAGGCCGGACGACGACCGUCCGGAUGAUGACGAUAGUGAUGAUGGAGCGGGCGACAGUCGAGACGCUCGAUCGUUGAGACAGGGUGGUGGCACUGGUGGGAGAGGUGCUGUUGCACCACGAGAUGCAGCAGGUGAUGGCAGAGGAUUAGACGUUGUCAACGGUGGAGGCGACUCACGCGGGCCACAGGCCGAGGAUACCGGAGCAGCGCUUGAGCGUACAUGUGUGGAUGUGGCUAUGGACGUCGAGCAACAUGAGGGAGUGGACGUUGUCGAAGGCGGGGGCAGCAGGGAUGGACAGGCCAGUCCCCCGCAUGGCUCGAGACCUCACCUCGUACGAUUGCGGCAUGGGCCGAAGAGGACACAGUCGAUUGCCGAUCGUGUGCGGCACCGCCACGGGACCCUCCCUCCCACCGUUCGUCCACGAGCCGUUGAGUCUGAGCUUGUCCCUGUUUCCGAGGACUCCAUGAAUGAUGGGCCCGUCGAUGAGCGACACCUGUCACCUGCCGGCUCGGCGCGAGAGACACAUCUGGUUGCCGACGGGGCACAGGAGGACGCACGUCCAGUUCAUGGCGCAGAGCAGGACGCACAUCCACUUCCACGAAGUUCGGUGCUCGGUGGUGGUAUAGACGCGGCUGACGUGUGCAUGGAGGUGAUGGAGGCGAUGGACUUAGGAUGUCCCCCUGCGUCGAUGACGGACGUAGAUCAGCGCGCCGAAGCGGCGAGUGGAUUACCACGCACAAAUAUCUCAGGAGUGUCUUCCAUGGAGGAUGGUGAGAUCACUCCAGCAGCGGGAGACCUAGGAGACGGGAAUCCCCCUUGCCCCGAUGGUGGGAGCACUCGGGCCGCAGGAGACGAGGAUGCCGGCCUCGCGUGCCCCGACGGUAGUCUUCCUCGCAUAGGCAACAUGGUGGGCAUGGGCACGCUCCCCGACAGCAUGUUUGGUGCUGACACGAUUAUUCCACCAUCGUUGCCGCUCGUGCCGCCCCCUGGCCUCCUGGGUGGGCCCGCCCGCGACGCAGCGGACAGAGGGUUUGACGAGUUCGGUGGAGAUACGAUAUUGUCUGCCAUGGCCUCUGCAACCCCAUCCGUAUUUCGGGUGGGGAAACCCCACGAGGUCGCUCUAGGCUUGGCCGAGACCACGACACGCCAUGGAGGUCUGCCACAUACGAGGGACGGGCGUAGCUCUCCACACCGUAGCCUCGCUGACUCUUUGGACGGAGCGUCUUCUGAUAGCGGCGCGCGAGAGGGUGCGCCAUUGGGUGGACUUGGAGGGGAUCCUUGUGUGGGAGCACCGUCGACGACCACGGGUGGAGAGGGUCGACCAGGGGCACCUCCAACCAGCGCGAGCCACGCAGAGCCUGGGAAGGACAUUACACCAGCUUCGUCGGCUGCCGGUCGCACUGGUGACAGAUCUACCACGCGCAUGGAUUCUGCACCACAUGCGGCCGGGAGGGGCGGUAGGGAGGAGCGACAGGGAGGAGCUCAUGCGGGGGGGUCUGGCCCACCUGUGCCAAGGUUGGCAGCAUCGUCUUUUUACGACCGGGGGAGAGCAGCACCAGUCGAUGGCGGAACCGCGGCAGGAAGGAGUGCAUGCGGCAUGCCAGAUGUGCCCUUUGGAACACGUUCCAUCGGCGCUGUUGGCGGUCAUCACCAUGGUGCGAUGCGUGAGUAUGAGGACCAGCAUGGCAGACGGCUGGUCACGAAGACAUCAGAUGUUGCCUUCACUAGGGUGGUGAAGGCUAGUAUGUCGCGUGCAAAGAGUAAGGGCGGACACGAGAGGUCUUCACAACAUUCGAGUCGUCGUGGCACCGCACCCAGGGAGUCUGUGCAUGGUCGCACUCAGGACGAGGAGGUUACUGCAGCGCAUGGUGGUGUACCGGAGGACGGACAGGUAGGUGAUGGAGGCCGUUCACGCAGAUUGUCAGGCGUGCAUGACGACUCCGACAGCGCAGGGGACGAGCGGCGCAACCGCACCGAGGGGGCUGGUCGUGGAGAGAAGAGACGAGGUGCUUUCACCAUUGUACACGAUGACGGUUCUGACAUCCGACCGGCGAGUCGACGGGGGCCAACGACCCAGGUGACUCCGAUUAUAGACCGGAUGGAUCUCGACCUGCACGCAUGGAGUAUGGAUCUCGACCUGCACACAUGGCGGAUGGAUCACGACCUUCACGCAUGGCGGAUGUAUCUGAUCCUGGAGGACGUCGACUCAGACGCAGGGCAGCACUCGAUGCAGAGGGACAUUUGACUCCUUCGACUCUGAGACCAUUCAUCCCCCGGCCCCAGGUUGACAGGGGCGAACAGGCUCGUACAGUC
Chara braunii is the source of this 4013-nucleotide messenger RNA. The record is from the annotation of a GenBank genome assembly. Lineage: Eukaryota; Viridiplantae; Streptophyta; Charophyceae; Charales; Characeae.